Molecule: messenger RNA, 1268 nt
Organism: Prunus mume (Japanese apricot)
Lineage: Eukaryota; Viridiplantae; Streptophyta; Magnoliopsida; Rosales; Rosaceae
Product: protein ALTERED PHOSPHATE STARVATION RESPONSE 1-like
Source: RefSeq, a predicted model, not a curated record
AGUACAUCUCUAAAUUCCGAGGAAACAGAGACAUGGGUUGUGUUGUGUCUAAGAAAGGUGAAGAAGAAGAUGUAGUUUUGCUUUGUAAAGAGAGAAAACGGCAGUUGAAAUUGGCUGUAGAGCGCAGGUAUGCGUUUGCAGAUGCACAAUGCAAGUACAAUCACUCUCUCUAUGCAGUAGCAGCUGCCAUAAGGUUGUUUGUAGCAAGACAUUCCUCUCCUUCUUCUCCAUUUCUCAUCACUUUUCCUUCUACUAAUUCCUCUGAGACCACUGAGACCGUCAUCUCCAACAACCCCAUGUUCCUUCAACAGAGGCCAUCUGAACCCAACUACCAAACCAUUGGUUGCCCAUUUUCUGAUUCUGCAAAUUCUAUAAGCCCUCCAAAGGUAGAUAAAGAAAAACAACUGCAAGAAAACCCAAAUGGCAGAGAAGAAGAUGAAGAGGGUGGUGAUGAUGAUAGUGAGACUGAUGAGGAGGAAGUGGCUUGUGAGCAUUUUUAUAGUGGGAUGGCUCCAACAAUGGCAUCACCACAGAGAGAUUUUGGGUGGGAUUUCUUUAAUCCAUUCUUUGAUGGUGUGAGAACAGAGAUGGGAAAUGGGUUGAGUCAGAACUCUGAUGAGGAUUUGAGACUGGUGAGAGAGAAAGAAGGGAUUCCUGAGUUGGAAGAUGAUGGAGAAAGAGUAAUAAGUGAUGAGAUUGGAGAUUUAAGUAAUUGUGAUGUGGGUCAGGAAGAGAAUGGUGGGACUGAGGCUGUAACAGAAAGAGAGGAUGCUAAUGUGAGCCAAGGGGAGCAAAAUGGUCUAAGGGUGAUUGAUACACCCACAAAUGGGAGGGAAUUGUUGGAAGCAUUGAAAGAUGUUGAGGACCAUUUCCUUAGGGCCUAUGAUUCUGGUUUGGAUGUUUCCAGGAUGCUAGAGACCAACAUGGUUCAAAUGCAAUCUGCCUUGGAGGAAAUUAAAGAAAAUUCAAGUAAGCUCAUGCGGUCAAUCACACGGAGCCGCUCCACUUCAUCCACAUUAUCUUGGUCUUCCUCCUGUAAAAGUCUCCUUACAUCUAGCUCCAAAAGUUCUUCAACGUGGACUCAAUUCAAUAAUGAUCUCUUUGAUGACAAUGGAGUUAUGGGAUCUGGGAGUCAUUCGUUAACACUAGGAAGGCUAUAUGCUUGGGAGAAGAAACUCUUUGAGGAGGUGAAGGUAGAAUACGAAUUCAACAUUCCUUUGCUUCAUUUAGUCUUUUAUAUGACUGUUCGUAUUUCUUGGGAUGGAUGA